Messenger RNA from Penaeus indicus, 2580 nucleotides. RefSeq lists its product as uncharacterized. The record is from RefSeq and is a predicted model, not a curated record. Gene Ontology annotation, biological process: DNA repair. Bases 30 to 1634 code for a protein of 534 amino acids. The transcript has 11 exons. Gene Ontology annotation, molecular function: double-stranded DNA binding; polynucleotide 3'-phosphatase activity; protein binding. NCBI's taxonomy places the organism in Eukaryota, Metazoa, Arthropoda, Malacostraca, Decapoda, Penaeidae.
GUUUACCAUCCUGGCGACACGUGCCAAGCAUGCGAAUGGUGGUUGUUAUGGCGAGGAAAUGUUUUCUGAAAUGCUCCCGCAACCUGCAUGCUCCUAUCCUCCUGGAGGACGGGAGGAACCACAUCGUAGGGAGGUCCAAGGAAACGAAAAUACGAGACAAGCGAUGCUCCAAGAGUCAGGUUGAACUUCUUGCAGACUAUAGUUCUUACACAGUCACUGUUAGACAACUUGGAGCCAACACAACAGGCGUGAAUGGGAAGCCACUUGAAUUUGGCAAUACUUCAGUUCUCAAACAUAACGACAUUUUAGAGAUUCUUUUAGGUGAACACCUGCACAGAAUAGAAUUUGAUCCCCCUCCAGACAGUACUGCACAAAAGGACCAAGCAUUGGAAGACAUGCCACGCAGAGCAGCAGCAGCAGCCAACAAACGCAGGGCUACAGACGAGGACGAUAAGUCAACCAUGUCGAAGAGAACUAAACCCAAUAAGUCAGAGGAGAGUGAAGGCUGGGAGGAGCAUUUCAAUGGAGAUUUACUGGUUUAUAAAAAGGAUAUGGAGGGCAGAGAAAAGAUAGCUGGAUAUGACAUGGAUAGCACUCUGAUUACAACCAAGUCAGGAAAAGUAUUUGCUCAAAAUUAUGAUGACUGGAUGAUUUUGUACUCAGAAAUUCCUGGGAAGCUUAAACAGCUGCAUAAGGAUGGAUACAAAAUUGUCAUAUUCACCAAUCAGGCUGGCAUUAGCAAAGGGAAGCAGACUGUUUCGGGAAUACAGAAUAAGAUUUGCAACAUCAUUCAAAGGUUGGGCGUCCCCAUUCAAGUCUUCGUGUCCACAGGCAAAGGGAAAUGGAGGAAGCCAUGCACUGGCAUGUGGGAGUUUCUGCAGGAGGAGGCCAAUGGAGGUGUGGCUGUCGACAUGAGCAAAAGUAUGUACAUAGGUGAUGCAGCAGGCAGGCCAGCUGAAGGCAAGAAGAAGAAAGACUUUUCCUCAAAUGACCGUCUCUUUGCCCUCAAUCUGGGCAUCAGCUUCUACACUCCUGAGGAGCAUUUUCUGGGUGUUAAAACUCAGAAGUUCAACAUGCCUGAAUUUGACCCACGAGCAGUUGACGACUCAUUGAAAUUAUUUGAUCCACCAACCACCAAAGUUCCAAAAUUCAAGACUGAGGUAGUGGUUCUAGUUGGGUUUCCUGGAGCAGGGAAAAGCUUCCUUGCAGAGAGCCAUUUUGCUCCCUUAGGCUAUGUUGUAGCUAACCGUGACACUGUGGGUACCUGGCAGAAGUGUGUGUCUAUUCUGGAGAAAUCUGUGCAGGAAGGAAAGCAUGUUCUGAUUGACAACACUAACCCUGAUGUUGAGUCUCGGAAGCGCUAUGUUACUGCUGCAAAGAAGAUGAACAUUCCAAUUCGCUGCUUCAUCCUCAAUGUGUCAAAAGAUCAUGCUAGGCAUAACAAUAAGUUCAGAGAAUUUUCGGGUGCUGACCACUCCAAAGUCAGCGACAUGAUUUUUCAUUCUUAUGGCUCCAAAUAUAAAGAACCAUCGACAGCUGAAGGUUUUGAAGACAUCGUGCGGGUAAAUUUUGUUCCCAAGUUUAGGACAAAAGAGGACGAGGAGUUCUACAAGAUGUUUUUAUUGGAAAAAUAACUACAAUUAUCCUGUCAUUGGAGAGAGCCAUUUGAUUGCUCUUGAGAGGAAUUCGUGUAUCAACACAUGGUCAGGCAUCUGCACUUGAUUCAAACUGGUGUAAACAAACAUGUGGCUCACAAAAUUGUAAAAAUUGUAAACACUGUUACAGUGUGUGUAAGUGUGUGAUAGGAAGACUGUAAACUAUUCAUUAAGUGAACACAUUGUGCUAUUCCAGUAUAAUGCACACUGUGGAAUUUUAAAUCUAACAAAGACCAAGUCACCUUAAAUAAAUAACAUAUUAAAAUAUGUGUACUUUAUGCCUCUUGAGCAAUACACCCCCUUAUGAUACCACUUGGUGAUACACUUAGUUUAUAUACGACUGAAAAAUGAAGGUGAUGGGGGAAGAAAAAAAAAAAAAAAAGCUAUAAAUGCAUUUCAGUGGAAGCCUGAUGAUUGGAGCAUGAGAUCAAAAGACAGGUUAAACAGGUAAAGUGACAAUUACCUGAUUAAUACCAACAAAUCACUUUGCAGUCUCCAUUUGAUACAUUUAAGGAAUGUCAGCUUCUUCCACCAUCAAAAAAAAAAGGUGGUUACAAAAAUGGACGUAUUAAAGGGGGUAAAAAUAUGAAACCAUCUUGUAAUUAUUCUGGCAAUUUGAACUUUCUUCAUCUGAGAAUCAACAUCUUGUUCAUACUCCCUAUGUCACAAGAAGGUGAAAGGAAUGAUUACCAUUUUGGAGGAAAACUGGCAAAGCCACUCGACUUUUGCAUUAGAACUUUUUACGCAACAAAUCUGGCCUGUGAUGAUUCUGGUGAAAAUACCAAGUUAGUGAUAACACAAAUGCUACUUGAUAUAGGAAAUAUCAACAUUCCACUCAAAAAAAUAAAGAGACUUUUAUGAAUCAUCAAAAACUUGUUUUGCUUCUUGCACUGCUACAUAUUAAUAUAUAAAUGCAACAGCUUAA